CAAUCAUCUUUUCCUGCCCAUGUUUCUCGUCGCAAAUACAAUAUUUCUCAACAGACACCUAACGAAUUAUGUAUAAGUUUUGCAGAUAUUUCAGAAAUGAGGGUGGAAACGUCUCUGAAAUUCUUAAUUCCUAAUAUUUUAUGCCAGCAAGAUUUUGCAGUCCUUGAUUUGUAUGCUGAUACAGCAAAAGCAAAAAUUCUCAAUUGCAAAUGGACUGUGAACAAAUACGACUGUGACAAUGCUCCUGGAUAUACUCAUACAAUUGAAAACGACCAUGCGCUUAUCACGGUGCUACCUGGUUUUAAAGAGAAAGCUGACGAUUUUAUCUGUGAAGUCCUCGGUCAGCCUAAGACUGACCCUAGCAUGUGCCUUUGCAAAACAGCAGGUACGAUUGGCAGUCACAUCAAUAUUUCAGCGACAAGCACAAACGCCACUACCCGGGGAGAGCCUGACAGUGUUGAUUAUAUGGCCCUGUAUGUGGGCGUGGGCGCAUUCGUGUUCGCGUUGGUGGCGGUAUUGCUUAUAGUUUGGUACAAGAAAGGAUCAGGAUACAAAAUUGUAACCAGAGGCCAAUUUCUACGAUUGCAAUGUCUUGGUGCUCAUUCUAACCAUCACCAGACAGCGGAUUUCGAUGCUACUGGUGAGAAUUCAGUGGAAUCUGCUCAUCUUUCGACUCAACCCUUACCAGAUACAAAUGAAUAUAUUCCUCCUCUGUCUGAAGGUGGCCUACCAAAUAAAGUGAGAAGGAAGAAGGAACCCUCCAGAACCGUAUAACACAAGCAGGAUUCAGAGGAGAGAUCUGUAUAGAAUAUGAGUACAAAAUGAGGAUACCCACCUCAUUGAAAGGGCCCAUCAUGCAGUUGUCCACAAUACGGGCAAAGAGCUUUGAUGAGUUUGCCAACUUUCUCGUUGUGUGGAUCAAUACCUGUGAUCUG
This is a messenger RNA of Pomacea canaliculata, 935 nucleotides long. RefSeq lists its product as uncharacterized. The transcript is spliced from 8 exons. NCBI's taxonomy places the organism in Eukaryota, Metazoa, Mollusca, Gastropoda, Architaenioglossa, Ampullariidae. Bases 97 to 774 code for a protein of 225 amino acids. The record is from RefSeq and is a predicted model, not a curated record.